Messenger RNA from Phyllopteryx taeniolatus (common seadragon), 1619 nucleotides. RefSeq names its product coenzyme Q5, methyltransferase (gene coq5). The record is from RefSeq and is a predicted model, not a curated record. Gene Ontology annotation, biological process: ubiquinone biosynthetic process. The transcript is spliced from 8 exons. NCBI's taxonomy places the organism in Eukaryota, Metazoa, Chordata, Actinopteri, Syngnathiformes, Syngnathidae. Gene Ontology annotation, molecular function: methyltransferase activity. The coding region runs from base 130 to 1116 and encodes 328 amino acids.
CAUGAAGGCUUGGAGCUUCUUGCUCACCAGGACAAGGUCGCGGGCUAUCCCAGCCAUCUUCGGGCGGGAGGCGGGGUACGCCGCCUCUUGAUGACGUAAUAUGACGCACAGUUGAGUCGUGCGGUCAAGAUGGCGGCCCCCGUGAGCCUGUUGGUCCGGAGGGUUUUGCGUCGAACUUCCACGGCUGGCGAAUUGCGCCUGUCGGCCCGCUGCUGGGCGCCGCCGUCCUGCCGAAGUUUUAGCGAUGAAGUGGGAGAGAAAAACACCCAUUUCGGCUUCGAAACUGUCCCGGAGGCAGAGAAGGCGAAGAAAGUGUACAAAGUGUUUGAGAACGUGGCUCAGAAGUACGACUUGAUGAACGACGCCAUGAGUCUGGGCAUCCAUCGCCUGUGGAAAGACGCGCUGCUGCACGCCAUGCACCCCCAGCCUGGGGCGUGCCUCCUGGAUGUAGCCGGUGGAACAGGCGACAUCGCCUUCCGUUUCCUGGAAUACGUCGCCUCUCAAAAAGAACGCCAGGCUAGGCGGACGGCGCACUCUAUGGGGACGCCGUCGUGGCAGGACAUCUCGGACAAAUACUCCGACAAUGAGGAGGAGGAGGAGGGUGAGAAACGCAGACUCCGGGAAUCCAGGGCGGUGGUCUGUGACAUAAACAAGGAGAUGCUGAAAGUGGGAAAGGAGAAAGCCCGCCACAUGGGCGUCAGUGCUGGUGUGUCGUGGGUGGUGGGUGACGGGGAGGAGUUGCCGUUCGAUGACCAGCAAUUUGACAUCUACACCAUCGCCUUUGGCAUUCGGAAUGUCACGCACGUAGAGCUGGCCCUGCAGGAGGCGCUGCGUGUCCUGAAACCUGGCGGCAGGUUCAUGUGUUUGGAGUUCAGCAAGGUGACCAAUCCUGUCUUGGCCAGGCUUUACGAUGCUUACAGCUUCCAGGUGAUCCCGGUUUUGGGGGAGGUGAUUGCGGGAGACUGGAAGUCGUAUCAGUACUUGGUGGAAAGCAUCCGAAAGUUUCCCGCUCAGGAGGAGUUUAAGGAAAUGAUGGAGGAUGCGGGUUUCUCGUGCGUGCACUACCACAACUUGACAGGCGGCGUGGUCUCGCUUCACUCGGGUUUCAAGCUGUGACCGACCAACUGUAACGGCGUCUCGCUGACUCCUUCCACCUACGUCAAGUGUUCAAAGCAUCACGUGAUGGCACCUCAAGUCUCAUUUGCCAAGGUCUAAGAACUGACCUUUACUCUGUACAAUCUGUAUUUAGGUUUAGGCAUAAGGUCUCAACCUUUGAGAGCGCUCCCGAAAAGGAAAACAUCUCUGUAUUAUUCCCGCUAUCAUUUAGCCAAAAACACGAAGACUCUAAAUUGCCCGUAGGUGUGGAUGUGAGUGAGAAUGGUUGUUUGUUCCUAUGUGCCCUGCGAUUGGCUGGCGACCGGUUCAGGGUAUACCCCGCCUCUCGCCCGAAGAUAGCUGGGAUAGGCUCCAGCAGCCCGCGACCCUACUGAGGAGAAGCGGUAAAGAAAGUGGAUGGAUGGAUGGACGUCCAAGGUCAGGAUUGGAUUGUGAGAAUGAAAUGAUGAAAUUAUGUUUGAUUCAUGUGUGUUGUAACUUUUAAUAAAUGGUCUUUCUCCAGA